UUGAGAUUCAUUGAAUCCAAUUUAGGUUUCUGCCCCCUAGCCGACCUCUCUCCUCGAAAUCAAGCACAGAAGAAAAAAACACCCUACUUUUUCAAUCAUGUCCGGUGAAGAGGAAGAGAACGCUGCAGAGCUCAAAAUCGGAGAAGAAUUUUUGAAGGCCAAGUGUUUAAUGAAUUGUGAAGUGGCUUUAAUUCUUGAGCAUAAGUAUGAGCAGAUUCAGCAAAUGUCUGAUGAUCCCACGAAUCAUGUUUCCCAAGUUUUUGAGAAGUCACUGCAGUAUGUAAAGCGCUUUAGCCGUUAUAAAAAUCCAGAUGCUGUUAGACAAGUUCGAGAAAUUCUGAGUAGAUAUCAGUUAGCUGAAUUCGAGCUUUGCGUUCUUGGCAACCUGUGUCCUGAGACUGUAGAGGAAGCGAUUGCUAUGGUGCCUUCCAUCAAGACUAAAGGGCGUGCUCAUGAUGACGACGCCAUCGAGAGAAUGUUAAAUGACCUGUCCCUUAUCAAGAAGUUUGAAUAGUGGCCACUAAACCCCUGGCUAUCUAAGCAAUUAAUAGAAUGUUAAAUGGCGCUGCCUCUUGUAAAAAUACCUGUUGGGACCAUUGCAUUUUUAUCUACUGUACCCGUGAUUGACCUUAAAAUCUUAAGUUUGUCGAAUGGUUUAUGUUAUGCUAUUUUAUCAUCAAUGCAUUGCAAAUCUGCAUGUACGGAUAAAGGGCUUUAGCAAUGCAUCCUGGCGAAUUUUAUUGAUUUU
Hibiscus syriacus is the source of this 748-nucleotide messenger RNA. RefSeq names its product DNA-directed RNA polymerase II subunit 4-like. Lineage: Eukaryota; Viridiplantae; Streptophyta; Magnoliopsida; Malvales; Malvaceae. The record is from RefSeq and is a predicted model, not a curated record. Bases 98 to 514 code for a protein of 138 amino acids. Gene Ontology annotation, molecular function: translation initiation factor binding; nucleotide binding. The transcript is spliced from 7 exons. Gene Ontology annotation, biological process: transcription initiation at RNA polymerase II promoter; mRNA export from nucleus in response to heat stress; positive regulation of translational initiation. Gene Ontology annotation, cellular component: RNA polymerase II, core complex; P-body.